AUGAAAAGGCAGUUCUUGCCCUCUCGUCGGUCAGAAUUCGACAGAGGCCUCGGAGCCACUCGCACCAUCUGCAGAGUUCAAUGGCUGCCCCACAAACCACCCCUGAAUCACAGGGCUGUGCCAACGAGCUACGGCCACCAAAGGCCUAAGCCACGACUCCUCCUGCCCUUAAAGGUUAAGAGCACAAAUGUACCUUCCAAGGCUCACAGGAGCUUUAGGAGCUCCAUUUCGACUUCAGGAGAAAGAACCAACACUUCGUUAUUUAUUGGCUCAAGCAAACGUUUGUUUUCUGACCUGGAAUACGCCUAUCUGUAUAUAAAGCGGGGCCCCGCGGCGCUGCGGGCCCCGCGGGCGCGGCCGGGCAGUACCCCCCGGGCGCUGGUGCUGAGGGCGCUGGGCAGCCGCACGGCGGAACGCGGCGAGGCCGGCGCUGCGGUGCCCCGAGUGCGGCACUGCUGCACCAACCCGGCGCUCUGCCGAGCCCCGCGGGCGGCAGAGUGCCCUACCGAGAGCGCAGGGGUGGUAAUAAUCACCGAAGAUUUUGCUUCUCCCUGUAGGCUUGUGUUGGUCCGAGUGCUGUGUCAGAGGACUGUGCGGGAAAGCAGACCGCAAAAAGCAGUUCUUUACCUUGUUGGGAUUCAUUUUCUUAUAGAUUCAUGUACAUACCAUCCAGGUGUACCAGUCUUUCAUGAUGCUCUGAAAGGUUGGUCAUGUUGUAAGAGAAGAACAACAGACUUUUCUGACUUCUUGAGCAUUGUGGGCUGUACAAAGGGUCUCCAUAACAGUGAGAAGCCUCCUGAGCCUGUUAAACCAGAAGUCAAAACUACCUCUGAGCGAAAGGAGCUAUCUGAACUGAAGCCCAAAUUUCAAGAACAUAUAAUUCGGGCACCAAAACCGCUGGAAACAAUUAAAAGACCAAGCCCAGAUGAGCCAAUGACAAAUUUGCAGCUGAAAGUGUCUGCUUCCUUGAAGCAAGCUUUAGAUAAACUGAAACUAUCAACAGAAAAUGAAGAGAGAAAAGAAGAAGACAGUGAUGAAAUCAAGAUUGGGACAGCAUGCAAAAAUGCAGGCUGUUCAAAAACAUACGAAGGACCACAGAGCACAGAAGAAGUAUGUAUAUACCAUUCUGGUGUACCUAUAUUCCAUGAAGGGAUGAAGUAUUGGAGCUGUUGUAAAAGAAAAACAUCCGACUUCAAUACAUUUUUAGCUCAAGAAGGUUGUUCAAGAGGAACACAUGUGUGGACUAAAAAGGAUGCGGUGAGUGGUAUUGGUGUUGCGUUCUGUAGCUAGAGUUCUGAGUACUGAGAAGUAGUUGUGUCUUUGAAUAAUUAUAAUACAUUACUAAAUGUUUCAUCAGUCUGACAAAAUUCUCUGUUUUCCCUCUUGAAGUUAAAUAUCCACAUUGUAUUUGAAGGAGAAAAAGAAUUUCAUCGCAGCGUGAAAUUGUGGGGAGUAAUUGAUGUAAAGAGGAGUUACGUGAACAUGACGGCUACAAAGAUCGAGCUUACUAUGAGAAAAGCAGAGCCCCUAUUAUGGGCAAGUCUUGAAUUACCAGGAUCAAACGCACAGCAGCAAACAGAAAAUUCAGAUUAAUAAUGAAUCCAAGAGACGAGUUAUUUCCCAUCAUGAAGUGGUGACUUGCUACUGUAAUCAAGUAUUUAACUUUUGUACACUCUUUUUUGAUGCUAGAUCUUGUGCUUCAGCCCACAAAG
This is a messenger RNA of Tinamus guttatus (white-throated tinamou), 1712 nucleotides long. Lineage: Eukaryota; Metazoa; Chordata; Aves; Tinamiformes; Tinamidae. The record is from RefSeq and is a predicted model, not a curated record.